Molecule: messenger RNA, 1682 nt
Organism: Pararge aegeria (speckled wood butterfly)
Lineage: Eukaryota; Metazoa; Arthropoda; Insecta; Lepidoptera; Nymphalidae
Product: ubiquitin-like protein 7
Exons: 8
Coding region: 471-1637 (388 amino acids)
Biological process (GO): ubiquitin-dependent protein catabolic process
Cellular component (GO): cytosol
Molecular function (GO): polyubiquitin modification-dependent protein binding
Source: RefSeq, a predicted model, not a curated record
UCGCGCGCCGCAAACCGUUUGUCGCGGACCAAAAAAACGACACUGAUCGGGGAAAGGCGCGAUGCAAUGGCGUGAACAACGCGUGACCGCCGCGAGUGUAGAGCCCACUUUAAAUGUUGAGUAGAGGGAGAAUAAAAAUGACUACGACUUUCGUCUCUUUUUGCCACACACAAAUCUAUUAUGAAGUGAACGUGAAAGGCAUAAUAAGUAAAGUACAGACGAUUUGACUUACGGUAACAAAAGUCACCCUAGCUCGUACGGCAAGAAUACACAGAAUAGUGAUUUGCGAUUUCCAAAUUAAAAAUAAUCAUUUUAUUGUAUUAUCAAGCGCAAUUUCCAUAGUAAACUCAUAACUGUUAUCGAAAACUUCAACUCCGUUCAAGUGUAAUAAGUUGUUGCUUUUGUCGUUUACUAUUUUAUCCAAUGCUAUUAGUUUGAUUUUUGUGUCUUUAUUUUUUAUCUUUAUCAACAUGGAAAGUUUGGAAAGCCAGCCGUGUGUUUUCUUAGGGUUGAAAGUGAAACCUGGACCUGUAGAGCGACAUAAACUAGAGAAUUUCACUCUCGAAAAUACUGUAAGCCUACUAAAAAACGAAGCUGCAAAGAAAACCAAUAUCCCAUCUACUAAUUUAGAACUAAUUCACCAUGGUAAAAUAUUAAAAGAUGAAAGUACUCUACUUGAUAGUGGUAUUAAAAGUGGUGAGAUGGUCCAUGUGAUUAAGAAGAAAGUGCAAAAUCCCCCUCCACCACCAACUAUUUAUUCAGAUGCAGAAUUACAAAUGUUAAACAACUCACUCAGGACACUUGGUUGUACUCCUAAUGCUGCUGGUUGGACCAGGGCGAUGCAGUUAUUGAAUGAAGAGUCUGCAAUGACUGAGAUCAUAGAACAUGCACCGUCACUAUGUGAAGACUGCAUGACAAUAUCUAUUCUACAUGAAGUUGAACUCCUAGCUGCUUUGGCUGCCAACCUACAAACAAUGCGCCGAGGUGCGGAGGCUCACCCUGAUCUGCCAAAUGCCUUGCGACAACUUAUGAGGCUUGUGCGAUCACGAUCAAAUGUUCCAACAUCUGAAACAGCACCAACAUCUGGCUUUGCCUACUCACUAGAGGCACUCUCGGAAGACGAAGAUGCCGAAGAAGAAGAGACAGAGGAAAGCGAGAGCAGAAGUGCUAUAACACAGGAGCAGUUAGCUGCAGCUUUACAAGCGGCGACGGAGGCCGUGCUGUCGUCCAGCAACCGCGGCACGGGCUCGGGCGCGGUCGGGCAGGAGCGCCUAUUGCGCCUACUGCAGACCGCCGCGGAGCCCGACGGCUCGUCCCCGCCCGCUCCCUCCGCGCGCUCGCCCGCAGCAGCGGGAGCGGUCGCGAGCGCUGGUGCUAGCGGCGCCAUAACCGCGGAGAUGUUCAGCUCAGCCAUCAGCGACGCACUCACGCGUGCAAACCCGGCUGGCACGCCAAUGGACCAGAGCGCGGCAGCAUCAUCGUCGCAGAGUCCGGUCCAGCGCGAGGACUUCUCCGCGCAGUUACAACACAUGCACGAGAUGGGCUUACUGGAUGAUGCGCUCAAUUUGCGGGCCUUACGCAUAUGCUCCGGUGACGUGAACGCAGCGAUAAAUUUAGUCUUCACUGGAGAAGAUUAAUUAAUGUACCUAUCGUUUGAAAAUAAAUAGAAUACAUUGACUGUU